Drosophila miranda is the source of this 1263-nucleotide messenger RNA. Its product is annotated as DBF4-type zinc finger-containing protein 2 homolog. The transcript has a single exon. The coding region runs from base 20 to 1051 and encodes 343 amino acids. The record is from RefSeq and is a predicted model, not a curated record. NCBI's taxonomy places the organism in Eukaryota, Metazoa, Arthropoda, Insecta, Diptera, Drosophilidae.
CCCUUUUUAAUUCAAUAAAAUGUGUUCUCCAUGCGGACCGGGAUGUGGACCCUGCGACCCCUGCUGUGGGCCCUUCGAGUGCUCGCCCAAGUGCUACAACUCUGCACAACUGGAAGCCUUGCCGCAAUGUGCCCCGCGCAUUCCACCCCCCUUCCCCAAGUGCAUCACCGUGCAGCAGCCACCUCGCAUGAUCUGCAAGAAGCGGGUCGUCUUCACCGAGAAGAUCGUGCCCGAACCGAUGGUCGUUAACCGAUGCCGGCAGAUCACAAUCCCAAAAGUCGUGGAUGCCACGCGCGUCAUCAAGGUGCCGAAGCUGAUUUGGGUCUCCCAGAUGGUGCGGGAGCCACGCGUCAUCUACUACCCGUCGAUGAUACCGGACCCGUACGUCGUCUGCUACCCGAAGCGGGUCUGCGAGCCGAGGGAGGUCUGCCAGUCGAUCCUUUGCCAGCCGAAGCCGCAGACGAUCGACAUCCCUCCUCCGAGGGAGUACUGCUGCUACCCGAACGGACCCAUCAACUACAAGCCGAGUUCCGCCUGUCCGCCGUGCCCCAUUGGACCCUGUGCCCCGGGCGGAGCCUGCUGCCCCUUGCCGUGCUUCUCCACCAACCAGUAUCCCGUUGCCGAAGGUCGCUGUGGUCCUUGCGGGCCCUGUGGACCAGGAUGUGGACCCUGCGGACCGUGUGGUCCUCGUGGUUGCGGACCCUGUGGCCCAGGAGGUUGUGGGCCGUGUGGUCCGGGCUGCGGACCGUGUGGGCCACGUUGUGGUCCCUGCGGGCCAUGCGGCGUGCCGAAUUGCGGACCCUGCGGUCUAACCAUGCCUUCGGGACCCUUUAUACCGGCCCCCUGUGGUCCUUGCGGAACGGGCGGCUGUGGUCUGAACGGCCCCUGUGGACCAUGUGGUCCUUGUGGACCCUGCUCGCCGCCAUGUCCUUACGAAUCGCCCGAGUGUGGACCCUGCUACCCGUGCGCCCCCACUCCUUGGAACACACAUUGUGGACCGGUCGGACCGUGCGGUCCCCAAGUGCCCUGCGGUCCUUGCGGUCCAUGCUAAGCCGCCAAAGAACCCUGGAGUACACGUUGUCGCCCUGGAGUGCCCUGUGGUCCUUGUUAAUCGGCUCAACAUGGCUCUCAAACUGAUGACUGCAACCGUUUGGGGAGUCCUGCUACAACAUUUUCCAAGUCUACUUCCAAGUAUAUUUGCAUUGUCAAAAACUGCUUCAAAACGCAAGGGCUGUAAAAUAAAAAAAGAACCUUUUAGCGGAA